CUUCACAUGCCAGAAGUCUGCGCGGCACGUGUCCGAGGCUCCGCUCGCUUGCGCCUGCCGCCAGCCCCCGAGCUACCCCGGAUUGUCCGUCGCCUCAUCUCCUGCAUGUCACCCGCCGUGGAUGACAUGCCCGCAGACCGCCGCACCGCGAGUCUGGCGCCCUGGCCCACCGUGCAAUUCCCGUGCAGCCCCGUGGUCGCCGUGAGCCCGCUGCCCCCUUCUGUCCCUAUUGCCUGCUCCAUCGAGUCUCUGCUCCGUCCGCGCGCGAGGCCAUGCCUGCGGGUGCCCACCACCUCGGCCUAGCCUCCACCGCUGCCUCCCCCGCUGCCUCCGCUGCCAGCCCUUAAGCUGCCCCUGCGCCGUCGCUGUCUGCAUUGCCGUCGCUGGACACUCGAGCCGCUGCCAUGCGCGCAAUGCGUCCGCCUCCGCCUGCACUGCGCCUGGCGAAACCCCUCGCGACUGCGUAUGCCCUCGGCCUGUUGUCGAGCACUAGUCCGCGUCUGGCGAGGAUCCUGGUGUUGUUUGGCCGCGGGAAGUUGACUGUGCGUGCGGCAUGGCUGCAGUCAAUCUACACACUUCGCGAAGCCCUGGCCCUCCACCGCUUCCCCACAUUCUGUGCGGUCCUCAUCGGCGGCUCGACCCUCCUGCAGAUCCCCAUCAAGGCUGUCCUCAACACCCUCAUCCGCCUCACCUCCCGGCCUGACCAUGGACUCGCCCGCGUGCUGGCCAGGUUUCUCGCAGCCCUCGUCUCGGCAUCGGCCGCGUUCAGGCUGCUCAACAGUGCCCCCGUCAAAUACGACGCCUUGAACGCGAACCCACCACCAGUGCUCAACCGCUUCGCGCCAGGCCCCUUCGACGAACCGCCAGAAGACCCAGCAGAGGUGACCGCUCUGUCGCGCCCCGCCCUCGCCGGCCGCACCAUGGACCUCACCCUCUUCACCGCCGUCCGCGCCCUCGACGUCCUCGUCACCUCGCACCCCAGCCUCCGCAAUGCCACCCGCCACCUCCCCGUCCCGCUCUUCUGCUUCUCCGCCGCCACCAUCAUGUGGGCGUGGUUCUACACCCCCAGCCGCCUGCCGCGCAGCUACACCGCGUGGAUCGCCGCCGCCGCCGAGCUGGACCCGCGCCUCGUCCUCGCCCUGCGCCACGCCCGCUACGGCUCCUUCGUCUACGGCAAGGACACGGGCAUGGCCCCGCUCCUCGGCUCGCUGGCCGCCGACAACGGCCUGCCCGAAGCCCUCGGCGACCCCGCAAAAACAAUCCCUAUCCCCUGCCAACUCAUCCACGCCGGCGCCACCAAGAGCUGCGAACUCCACGCCCUGCGCCGCUUCGCCCGCGCCUGGCUCGUCGCCGCCCGCGCCUACACCCCUCUAUACCUCCUCGCCCUCGCCCUGCGCGUCUACAAAUCCCGCGGCGCCCGCCUCCAAACCCUGACACGAAGUCUCCCCCACGCCCUGCAAACCGCCGCCCACCGCUCAGCAACCCUCGCCCUCUUCACCGCCCUCUUCCACUACGCCGUCUGCCUCUCGCGCACCCGCCUGGGCCCGCGCUUCUUCCCCGCCACGUCCCCGCAGACCUGGGACGCCGGGCGCGCCGUGCUAGCGGGUUGUGUGGCGUGCGGGCUCAGCGUGCUGGUCGAGGCGCCUGCAAGGCGCGGGGAGUUGGCGCUCGUGGUGCUGCCGCGCGCCGCCGGCGUGUGGUUUCCGAGGAGGUAUGAGGUGGGGAAGAAGAGGUGGGAGGAGGGGGUUUUUGUGGGCGCGGCGGCGGUGGUGGUUACGGCGGCGCAGGAGGGGAGGGGGAGGGUGAGGGGGGUGUUUGGGAGGGUGGUGCGGGGGGUGUUGGAUGUGUAGGCUGUAGCAUGGGAUAGUCACGCCAGAUGCACAGCAUACACAGGUACUCUGUGAUACAGUGC
This is a messenger RNA of Boeremia exigua, 1912 nucleotides long. RefSeq lists its product as uncharacterized. The record is from RefSeq and is a predicted model, not a curated record. Bases 405 to 1850 code for a protein of 481 amino acids. NCBI's taxonomy places the organism in Eukaryota, Fungi, Ascomycota, Dothideomycetes, Pleosporales, Didymellaceae. The transcript is spliced from 3 exons.